AUGUGUGGAAUUUGUUGUGUGGUGAGCCUGUCCCCUCGUUCUUGUGUGCUGGCGGAUCGAGUGCGGACAAACUUGAUCAGCCGUGGCCCCGACCACAGCCAGGAUGUAACAAAAACUGUGAUGAAACCAGAUUUCAAAUGCCUCUUCUCAGCCCAUGUCCUCCAUAUGAAAGGCAGCCUGACUCCACAGCCUCUUCAAGACUCUGCUGGUAAUCUGCUCCUUUGGAAUGGAGAGAUCUUUGGUGGCCUUGAAGUGGGACCAGAGGAAAAUGACACUAUAGUUAUUCUCCAGCAUCUAUCAGUCCAGGAAGAUUCCACUGGCAUAUGUAGGGUCUUUUCCCGGGUCCGUGGGCCCUGGGCUUUUGUGUACUACGAGGUAGCAAAGCACUGCAUUUGGUUUGGCAGAGACUAUUUCGGCAGGAGAAGUCUGCUAUGGCACUCUGACCCUGAGGUGGUGAUUUUGACACUCACAUCUGUGGCAUCAUGCCCCUCUACCUCAGAACAGUCCCAGUGGCAUGAAGUGCCUGCAGCUGGCAUUUAUAGGCUUGAUCUGAACGACUGUGCCCAGAGUAAAGGGCUGAUCAUAGAGGUUUUCCCAUGGGUUAACUCUGAGGACCAUCCAUCUGUUCAUACUCCUGACUAUACAUGGGAAGACUUGCCAGCGUAUGCCACUGUCAUGCCAAACCUCUCUGGUGUGUUCCUCCAGUCUCCUGUAUGCCCUAUGAACAUGAGCACGUCAGCACCAGAAAGACACUUGGGACAUGUCCAGAGCCCCCAGCUUUCUCUGGAGAAUUUGGAAGAACUUUUAAUGCAAAGUGAGAAAGUGGAAAGGGUGAAACAACUCAUAGAGGUACUGAGUGAAGCAGUGAGACGAAGGGUGCAAAGCUUACCCUGCAGCAGACCAUUUACUGAUCAAUCAGGCACUAAUGAUGAAGCUGACAUUGCCGUACUUUUCUCAGGAGGGAUUGACUCCAUGAUUCUGGCUGUCCUUGCUGACCGGCAUGUUCCUGCAGGCAAGUCGAUUGACCUUCUCAAUGUGGCCUUCAAGCUCCAAGAGGCAAAACCGCAAACACAGUCUAGCAAAAAGGGCAAAAAGCCCAAAACUGACCCUACAGAUGAACACCAAGGAGACCAUAAUCUGACUCGCUGUUUUGACGUUCCUGACAGAAUCACUGGUAGAGCCGGCCUGUUAGAAUUGCAACACCUAAACCCAGAACGCCAGUGGAACUUUGUUGAAAUCAACGUAACUCCAGAAGAGCUCCAAAGAAUGCGACAAGAGCGCAUCAGCAACCUGGUGCAUCCUUUAGACACAGUUCUGGAUGACAGCAUUGGCUGUGCAGUGUGGUUUGCUGCCAGGGGGGUUGGCAUGGCGAUGGACCGUGCAGAACAGAAGCUCUACACUUCAAAUGCAAAGGUGGUUCUGACGGGCAUUGGGGCGGACGAGCAGCUGGCCGGAUACUCCAGACACAGGGUACGCUUUAAGAGCGAUGGGGUUGAGGGAUUGGUCAAAGAGCUGGCCAUGGAGCUGAGCAGAAUUUCGACACGGAACCUUGGCAGAGACGACAGGAUCAUCGGGGACCAUGGAAAAGAGGCCAGAUUUCCAUACUUGGACGAGGAUGUGGUGAGUCUGUUGAACCAGCUGCCAGUGUGGGAGAAGGCUGACCUGUCCCUGCCCCGGGGGCUGGGGGAGAAGCUGCUGCUCAGGCUGGCAGCCAGAGAGCUGGGCCUGGGGCCCUCGGCCAUCCUGCCCAAGAGAGCCAUGCAGUUCGGAUCCAGGAUCGCCAAAAUGGAGAACCGCCGCGAAAAGGCAUCGGAUAAAUGCAAAAGACUCAACACAGAAUAAACCAGACUCUCACUGAUCAAUUUGAUAGUUUAUUGUAGAAAAUUGCAUAAUUUCUGAGGAAUUAAUUUGAAAAAAGAAAAUCACAUCUGUCACCCUUUCCCCCCCACUAAAAUAUCUGGAGUUACAUCCUUGUAAAGAACAAGUCCUCACUUUACUUGUUUAAGCAGGUCAUAUAUCUGUUUAUUUUUAAAUGUUAAUGUAAAUAAACAUUGAUAUCUUGGA
Molecule: messenger RNA, 2064 nt
Organism: Clupea harengus (Atlantic herring)
Lineage: Eukaryota; Metazoa; Chordata; Actinopteri; Clupeiformes; Clupeidae
Gene: asnsd1
Product: asparagine synthetase domain containing 1
Molecular function (GO): asparagine synthase (glutamine-hydrolyzing) activity
Source: RefSeq, a predicted model, not a curated record